Morus notabilis is the source of this 745-nucleotide messenger RNA. RefSeq names its product LOB domain-containing protein 20. The coding region runs from base 1 to 744 and encodes 247 amino acids. The record is from RefSeq and is a predicted model, not a curated record. NCBI's taxonomy places the organism in Eukaryota, Viridiplantae, Streptophyta, Magnoliopsida, Rosales, Moraceae. Gene Ontology annotation, cellular component: nucleus. Gene Ontology annotation, biological process: positive regulation of DNA-templated transcription; hormone-mediated signaling pathway. The transcript has 3 exons.
AUGUCUAAACCACAUGGAGACCAUACUGAUCGUGCUUCAGAAAGCCGGCGAAAGGGCCCAACAAAGCGCACCACCGCUGCAACACCAUCGGCUGUAGAUGAUCCCGCAACAGCGGCAGCGGGGGCGGCGCUUCCGUGCGGGGCCUGCAAGUUCUUGAGAAGGAAGUGCAUAAGUGGCUGCAUCUUCGCCCCACAUUUUGGCUCCGACCAGGGAUCAGCUCGGUUCGCGGCCGUUCACAAAGUGUUUGGUGCAAGCAAUGUGUCGAAGCUCUUGUUGCACAUUCCGGUUAACCGGAGACACGACGCCGUUGUUACCAUAUCUUAUGAGGCUCAAGCGAGAUUGGCUGACCCGGUGUAUGGCUGUGUCUCCACCAUACUCGCUUUACAACAACAGGUGACAUCGCUGCAAACGGAGCUGGCGAUGGUGCAGAAUCAGCUGGUGAACAGCAGGUUUGCGUUUGCAAAUGUGUUUCAGAGCUCACAGCAACAGCAGCAACUGCAGCAGCAUAAUGUUGGAGUGCUGCAGCCAGCCUACUCCAACAACUCGUCUGCCUCCAACAAUCUCAUCAGCAAUAUCAGCAGCUUCACCACCAACUUUGACAUCGGCACCACCGACACCGCGCCUUCGUCUCAGAGUUUGGAUCCUAUUCGGGCACUGCCACGGGCGUCCCAAGAAGAGGAUGACGAUGAGGAAGAGGAUCGUAUUCCUCGUGUUUUCCCCAAUGAGAUGCUUCACCGCUGCUGAU